CGUGAAAAGCGGCUGACUGCCCAACGGAAAGCUCGUGAUACUCUGGAUUCCAUAGCACCCGAUGGGACCCUGACAGGAAGCGAACUAACCGAUGCUGAACUAUCGGAUUUGCCAGCAAAUGUGACGGCCAAACUACAUCAGAUUGACAGUGAAAUAGAAACGCUGAAGCGGUUAGGCGAAAGUUCCGGGAUCACAGUGGCGCUAAUCCAAGAGUUGCAAGCAAGUAAAUUGAUCCACGCUCGCGGUCCGGACCUGGAUCCCGUUUCGGCUUCACGUUCGCCUAGUGCCAAUACCGAACCGGGCUACAAAACACGAUAUGAACGUCACGUGUUUGCUUCUCCAUCGAGAGACACGCGUCGGGACCGGCGUACAGCUCAUGGUUUGUCCUAUCGAAUGGAUUAUUCUAGUACCGGCGGUCGUUCGGGAACUAUUCCCAUCUGCUCCUCAAUUCCCCGUCCCGGAUACACGUCUGGAGCGUUGUUCAGCCGAGCUGUCAGUCUUCCACGUCCGGGAGGUGUUGGUGCAGGUAGUGAUAUGGGACCGGGCAACGUCACCAGCACACCACGUAUGCCUCUGGCCUCGACUGGUAUGCGUGCUACCGCUCCGGGACUUUUGCGUCCGAUGGGUGGAGGAUUACGGCCUGGCGAACGCCUGUUCCAUGCCGGUGUGGCUACAUCGGCACUUUCUGUGGAUGGUUUGACUCUAUGCUCGGGCGAUGACACCGGUACGAUUGGACCGAGUAGCGGAACGUAUUGUAUCAAAUCAGGCACCUUGACUGGUUUACCGCAUUCGGUUACUGGAUUGCGGCCGGUGAGUGCUAUGCUAAAGCAACGAAGCCUGACAACACGUCACCGAAGUCGAACACAAACUCCCGUGCGACAUGCCGGCACGUAUGGCGUUAGCGAUUCGGAAACGCUGGAUGUGGACUCUUAUCCGUCUGUACAAAGUUGGCUCCGACCGUCCUCGGGGAAGAAAACGUCUUUCAAGAUUUACCCAUAUGCCCAACUACGAUCGACUGCGGCGCAACCCAUAAAGGGCGUUGAUCGAACGCGAUUGGAGAAUCAUCUCUCUCCCGAGGAAUUCGAGUCACUAUUCCAAAUGCCCCUGUCUGCAUUUCAACGUCUUCCUGAAUGGAAGCGCAACGAUUUGAAGAAGAAGUUGGAUUUGCUUUGA
Echinostoma caproni is the source of this 1173-nucleotide messenger RNA. The record is from the annotation of a GenBank genome assembly. Lineage: Eukaryota; Metazoa; Platyhelminthes; Trematoda; Plagiorchiida; Echinostomatidae.